GAGAGGCAGACAGACGUGGGUAUAAAGCGGCGAACACCAGGCUCGCGCGCAGCCUCUCCAUUUUCCGUAGGUGCGGUGCUCACUCACUUGCGACAUGAGCAGCGCCCCGGCACCGGGCCCGGCGCCCGCUUGCCUCACGCUCUGGGACGAGGAGGACUUCCAGGGUCGUCGCUGCCGGCUACUGAGCGACUGUGCCAACGUCUGUGAGCGGGGAGCCCUGCGGAGGGUGCGCUCAGUCAAGGUGGAAAACGGCGCAUGGGUGGCCUUCGAGUACCCUGACUUCCAGGGGCAGCAGUUCAUUCUAGAGAAGGGAGACUAUCCUUGCUGGAGUGCCUGGAGCGGUAGCAGCAGCCACCACAGCAACCAAUUGCUGUCCUUCAGGCCAGUGCUCUGUGCGAACCACAGUGACAGCCGUGUGACCCUGUUUGAGGGGGAAAACUUCCAGGGCUGCAAGUUCGAACUCAGUGAUGACUACCCAUCACUGCCUUCCAUGGGCUGGACCAGCAAAGAUGUGGGUUCCCUCAAAGUCAGCUCUGGAGCGUGGGUGGCCUACCAGUACCCUGGCUACCGAGGCUACCAGUAUGUCUUAGAACGGGACCGGCACAGUGGGGAGUUCCGUACCUACAAUGACUUUGGCACACAGGCCCAUACUGGACAGCUGCAGUCCAUUCGAAGAGUCCAGCAUUAGGCUCCACAUUCCCAGACAUCACCCAUAAGAUUCUCAAUAAAAGCUCUAGAACCUA
Rattus rattus (black rat) is the source of this 743-nucleotide messenger RNA. RefSeq names its product crystallin beta A2 (gene Cryba2). Gene Ontology annotation, molecular function: structural constituent of eye lens. NCBI's taxonomy places the organism in Eukaryota, Metazoa, Chordata, Mammalia, Rodentia, Muridae. The record is from RefSeq and is a predicted model, not a curated record. The transcript is spliced from 5 exons. Gene Ontology annotation, biological process: lens development in camera-type eye; visual perception. Bases 95 to 688 code for a protein of 197 amino acids.